CAAGCUAUGAACUGUUUCAGAUGAGAAACACUGUGUGGUGCAAAGAUGAUUGUAGGAUUCUUCUUCAUUUCUGUCAUUGCUGUUUUAUCAGGCACUAAUGGUGAAAAGGGGCGUAUAAAGAUAACAGUUCAGGAAGAAGAGAAUGUGAUCAUUCCAUGUCCCUAUGAUAAUAAGUAUACUGAUUAUCAGAAACAAUGGUGCAGGGAAUUAAUGGCAAGUUGUAUUUCUGAAGGAGACGGUUUGUCAGUCACUGAUUCCCCUGAUCAGGGUGUCUUCACAGUGACCAUGAGGAGCCUGCAGAGACAUGAUACUGGCUUAUACUCAUGUGUUGUACAAGCUGGUGGGGAAAUCAGAGCAGUUGGCAAUUCAUAUAGCAUUACAGUCAUCAAUGGUACUCCAGACCUGUCAGUGAGGGACAUCAUGGUGAAUGGUGAGGUGGGCGGUACUGUCACUGUACAGUGUCUCUACAGUGACAAAGACAAGUACACCAGGAAGACAUGGUGCAGGAGAAACACGGAGAAGUCCUGUUUACAAACAUGGAGCAGAACUUUCGACAGAGACAGAACUAAACUGCAUGUCAAUAAUGUACAAAGAAUCAUGACUGUGACUCUGUCCAGACUGGAGAUGAAGGACACAGACUGGUACUGGUGCGGUGUGGGAGACUUAAACUUCCCCGUUCAUAUUACUGUUUCUCAUCAAACACAGACUACUAGAGGUCCAACGACUCUGAUCACAGUGACUACAAACAUGCCAACAACAUCACCAACAGGAUCUUCAGCAUUUCCAUCUUCAACUGACUUGAUACCUACUGGAGCCAGAAAUGGGACACAUGCACAGCGUUUCACCAGUGUGUCUCUGCUGAAAAUACUCCUACCAUCAUGUGGAUUCUUGCUGGUUCUUCUGCUUGUUGUGAUGGGAACCUGGAAGCUGUGGCAAAUGCGGAAGAGAAGAACAAGAAAAGGCAACAGAAUGGAUACACACCAUGAUGAUGAGGUUACAUACAGUACUGUUGUCAUCAAGGCAAAUCGCCCAUCAAAGGCUUCAAAAGAACGGCAGCUUAAUGACUCUGGAGAUGAAGUGACCUACAGCUCUUUAGUGAUCCAGCACAAAUAGGUGACCUUUAACUCCCUGUUAAAGGUUCAUAGCAGAUAUGACUGAAAAGAGGAAAAUACAGAGAGAUCAUGAUUCACCAAGAAGGAGCCUUAUCUUUUCAUCAAUUCACUAAGAAGAAACUUCACCUUAUAUAUUUCUUGAUGUCAACACAUUACAAAGUUCAUUAUACAUAUUCACUAUGCACGUCUCUAGGAAAAUCUCAAAAACCUUUAUGUUCCCUCAUUAGUCUUAAUUUUAGCUUAAUCUCUUAUAUUUCAUUGUGAGUACAGAAGGUAGAACUGUGGUUUUGUACUGCUUUUUUCUAAUAAAAUGUAGCGGCAAUAUACAACCACAACUAGUUGGGCAGAAGAACGUUUGUAUGGAUGAAGAUCUUCAGUAGAAAAGUAAAGCAAUGUUUCAUAAUGUUAAUAUGUUACAGUGAUGUAACAGCAUGGUUUAUUCUGCAUGGGUCUAAGGAUUUUCAGUCACAUAAACAUCUUGAGCUUUACACGAUUGUGCGUAUAAUGUGUUUUAUUACUUGAAUAUGCAUAGGUAUGUUAAAUUUAUUAGAUGGAAUAUC
Brienomyrus brachyistius is the source of this 1672-nucleotide messenger RNA. RefSeq names its product CMRF35-like molecule 3. The transcript has 9 exons. Lineage: Eukaryota; Metazoa; Chordata; Actinopteri; Osteoglossiformes; Mormyridae. The coding region runs from base 46 to 1113 and encodes 355 amino acids. Gene Ontology annotation, cellular component: plasma membrane. The record is from RefSeq and is a predicted model, not a curated record. Gene Ontology annotation, molecular function: transmembrane signaling receptor activity.